This is a messenger RNA of Centropristis striata (black sea bass), 1530 nucleotides long. It is a transcript of the gene acta1a, whose product is annotated as actin alpha 1, skeletal muscle a. The record is from RefSeq and is a predicted model, not a curated record. Bases 139 to 1272 code for a protein of 377 amino acids. The transcript has 7 exons. Lineage: Eukaryota; Metazoa; Chordata; Actinopteri; Perciformes; Serranidae.
ACACCUCCCGGGCGGCAUGGAGGAGCCCGGGGUAUAUAAGGACCCGGGUGGUCGCUGCCCCAUCACCCCCUUCAGCUGUAACCAGCGGCGGUUAGACUCCCUCACUGACAGCCGGAGACCAGCAGAGAACCCGCAGACAUGUGUGACGACGAUGAGACCACCGCCCUCGUGUGCGACAAUGGCUCCGGCCUGGUGAAGGCGGGCUUUGCCGGAGACGACGCCCCCAGGGCCGUGUUCCCCUCCAUCGUUGGCCGCCCUCGUCACCAGGGCGUGAUGGUCGGCAUGGGUCAGAAGGACUCCUACGUGGGCGACGAGGCCCAGAGCAAGAGGGGCAUCCUGACCCUGAAGUACCCCAUCGAGCACGGCAUCAUCACCAACUGGGACGACAUGGAGAAGAUCUGGCACCAUACCUUCUACAACGAGCUGCGCGUGGCCCCUGAGGAACACCCCACCCUGCUGACGGAGGCCCCCCUCAACCCCAAAGCCAACAGGGAGAAGAUGACCCAGAUCAUGUUUGAGACCUUCAACGUCCCCGCCAUGUACGUGGCCAUCCAGGCCGUGCUGUCCCUGUACGCCUCCGGUCGUACCACCGGUAUCGUGCUGGACUCCGGCGAUGGUGUGACCCACAACGUGCCGAUCUAUGAGGGCUACGCUCUGCCUCACGCCAUCAUGCGUCUGGAUCUGGCCGGCCGCGACUUGACCGACUACCUCAUGAAGAUCCUGACUGAGCGCGGCUACUCCUUCGUCACAACCGCUGAGCGUGAGAUCGUGCGUGACAUCAAGGAGAAGCUCUGCUACGUGGCUCUGGACUUUGAGAACGAGAUGGCCACGGCCGCCUCCUCCUCCUCCCUGGAGAAGAGCUACGAGCUGCCCGACGGUCAAGUCAUCACCAUCGGCAACGAACGUUUCCGCUGCCCCGAGACCCUGUUCCAGCCCUCCUUCAUCGGUAUGGAGUCGGCUGGUAUCCAUGAAACCGCCUACAACAGCAUCAUGAAGUGUGACAUCGACAUCCGGAAGGACCUGUACGCCAACAACGUGCUGUCCGGCGGCACCACCAUGUACCCGGGUAUCGCUGACCGCAUGCAGAAGGAGAUCACGGCUCUGGCUCCCAGCACAAUGAAGAUCAAGAUCAUCGCCCCUCCUGAGCGUAAAUACUCCGUCUGGAUCGGCGGCUCCAUCCUGGCCUCCCUCUCCACCUUCCAGCAGAUGUGGAUCAGUAAGCAGGAGUACGACGAGGCCGGCCCCAGCAUCGUGCACCGCAAGUGCUUCUAAACCCAACCAGCUGCCCCCCUUCAGCAGGAUCCGCAGCAACGAAGACGUCCCAGGACUCUGAAACGACCAUCAGAGACCGUGGAGCGGCGUCUGACCUGUACAUAUUAUUUAUUCUUUCUGUUAUGUAUGUGAUGUGUUUGUGAAUGUGAAUGAUGUCCGGUGUGUAUGUGAAAGCUUCGAGGUACGACACACUCCGACUCGGACCAACUGAGAUAAAGGAGAAAAAAAAAAAACACAGAAAAGACCAAAAAGAAACUA